AUAAAACGGCGAUAUUUGUGUCCGGUGGAUUUCAUGGUCUACUGUACUUAAAAUUUCCUUUGUCCAAAAUUGCGGAAUAUUGCACAUUCAAGUUGCGAACACUUGCUCUAAACUUUCCGGUUUUUACUCUUAGGGGUGUUGGCAACACUUGUAGCCAUUAAUUGCCUUCGUCAGUUUUUACUUUAAUGAUGCUGCGAGUCACAUAAACUGACUCACAGCACUUGGAUUCUGGCUUCCUCGUAAAGCAACUGUGCUGAACUUUUCUUAUUUUAGCUCCUUCCGCUUCCCCGUUGAAGCUAAGAACGUCUACCGACUAUAGGUUUACAGCAUGACCUGUCUGCUCUUACUGCCUCUGCUGAUGCUUGCAUCACUGCAGGUGCACAUAGGCGCAGCGUGGCAGUUUGAGAUCAAAGAGCAUCGUUAUUGUGGUGGCUCAUGUCCCAUGCACGGUCUCACGGAGUUCAAAGCAUGGAACGACUCUUACUCGGUGCAUGUGUUCAUAGAAGCUGGGGAGCGCAUAUCUCCAACAUUACUCGUCGUUUGCAGUUCCUCGGCAUCAUCAAAUGCCACAAUCAAUUUGGAACAACUCAAAUCUCUUAAAAUGAAGCUGAGGCAGGGGUUAACUGUUCCCCACGCUGUGCAGUCAUAUGGACUGGUUUUUCUGAACCUGCCGGAAUACAAUGACAGCGUUCACCAGGACGAUUCCACCACGAGACCCCAUUAUUUUGCAAACUGGAAUUGGACAUUAGUGCAGUGGAUCGAUCCGAACUCCAGUGACAAUUUAGAUCGGUUCCAGGUCACCUACCGCGGGUACGGCGCCUUGUACACGCCAUUUUCCACCGGUGGACACGUGGAGCUGCGGUUCACUGUGCCUAUUGAUGCCCACUUUCGUUCGUCAAACAACCUAUCCUCAAUCGUAGUGCAAUGUGAAGUGUCCCUUGUCGGCUUGCAUUCUUCCCACCAAAACAGUAACUUCGGCCUUCAGCUUGUUUUGGUAUCCAACGAGAGCGUCGUUCCUGAUGACGACUAUGUCACGUACCGAGAAGGACUCGGGGAUGCAGAUCUUGUAACUGUUCGGUUGGAUCACCGGAUCAGCUCACACCAGUCUUUCCCACCCGGGGCUUAUCUUCAAAUGAAAGGAAUGGAUCACAUGUCCUUGGAGCAACAUUCAUCCGCUGCGCGUGUCUUUCAUCCGAUGUAUUUGGAGCGGGUAAAACACGCACCAGAAAGCAAACGGCGCCGACAGCUCAUUUCUCAGUGUCUCGCGGGUACUUUCUUCGGCAAGAGAAUCUAUCAACAAUACGUUGGCCUUUCCUCGAUGGACUCCGUGGCAGAGCAAUGGGUUAGUGGGACACCUGCGCUCCCACCAGUUGGAAUACGAUUGCAGUCGGUACAUUUUCCGCAUUCUGUGGACCAUUCCAAUGCACAACCGAGCACUGUAGUCUGUUCCGCAGAUAAAUUGCUCGACCUUCCGUCUCGCUCAAUUUCCGCUCCUACUCCCCCCAAACACACACAGCAGCAGCAGCAAAGACACAACAAAUGCGGAUCACCGUACUUGCCAUACUAUGCGUUUGGCUCUUGGGGUAACUUCAAAGGGGUGGGAGUAAAGUUUUUGGGAAAUGUGGGUUGA
Molecule: messenger RNA, 1630 nt
Organism: Dicrocoelium dendriticum
Lineage: Eukaryota; Metazoa; Platyhelminthes; Trematoda; Plagiorchiida; Dicrocoeliidae
Source: the annotation of a GenBank genome assembly